Molecule: messenger RNA, 1671 nt
Organism: Pneumocystis jirovecii RU7
Lineage: Eukaryota; Fungi; Ascomycota; Pneumocystomycetes; Pneumocystales; Pneumocystaceae
Exons: 3
Coding region: 1-1671 (556 amino acids)
Source: RefSeq, a predicted model, not a curated record
AUGAAAGCCCUUGUAUUUUCUCUUUUUUUUUGCGCAGCAUCUGUUUUUUCAAGGAGCGUUGAUACUUCCAAGCAUCUUAGUAGAAGAUCUGGAUUAAAGACUGAUUUAGAUGAAUUAGUUCUUCAGUCUAUAUUUUUUUCAGGUUAUGAUUGCAACAGAUACCGUAAAUCGUUAUGUAUGUCAUGGUAUCGGCAAUAUGGUGGCUCCAAAGGAUUGGGUAGCCAAAUGAAUACGUAUUGUGGAAGAUAUGGUGCUAUUAACUGUGAUGAAAUUUACGAGCAACUUGAGCAAAAAGCCGAAGAACUUGAAGAAACGUUAUCAGAAUUAAGGCAUCCUACAACCACUCAAUGUCAUCACUUUGCAGGACUAUGUUUAUUUUUAAAACCUCUUUUUCCUGAGCUUGAAGAUGCUUGCAACAAAUUUGGAGCUAGAUGUUAUAUGCAAACACGUCAUGAUGCAGCAGUUGGUGUUCUUUUAAAAGGGCUUACUGGUAAAAUGGAUACACCAGAGAAUUGUAGAAAUGCAUUAGGAAGUCUUUGCCUCUACCUUUCUGGACUUUUUCCGGAACUAAGAUCUUUAUGUCUAUUUUGGCCCGGUACAUGCACUCAUCUUAAGAAAAUUGCAGAUGAGCAAUGUCAAAAUCUUGAAAAUGAAUUAGAAGCUGUAUCAGGUGAAAAUUCCAGUGAAGAAAAAUGUCAAUUAGUUGGAGAAUGUUCUCACGUUUCAGGUAAUUGUAAUGAUCAGGUGAAGGCAGACUGUCAAGAACUUACUACAGCAUGUGCAAAGAAUAAACAUGCAAAACGUUCACAAUUAGACGAAAUUCCACAUACAAAUAAGACUUUGGUGGAAGGUGUUUUCAAUAAAACACUUGAAGAGACAAGCGUUUUUAUACAAGUUCAUGAAGCAGUUAGUGAAGAACCACAUGAUCCUUCAUUAGCUCUUAUGCUUUUGGGUGAAAAUGGUCAUCAUCGUCAUCAUCAUCGUCACCUUGAAUCUCAAUGUCAUCGGCAUUUAAACAACUGUUCUCUUUACGAUACUGAUCCACUUAUCAAUGAGUUAUGUACAAAUGGCCAUGAAAAUUCUAAAGGAGAAGAAGCUUGUCACAAGUUUCCACAUAGACUCACUCGGCCUAGCAAUGGUUAUCUUGCUAAUCUUACGAACUUUUUUUCUCAAGGAGGAUCUGUUUUAGGAGAUACUGAUCCUUUCUCUCGUUUAUAUUCUGCUAAUGUUGAUGUGAGUGAAUGUGAAUAUGUUUAUGGACUGUGCUAUUUUUUUGGUCAUUAUGGAGGCAAACAUAUUCAAGAUGAAUGUAUUAAAUAUACAGCACAUUGUUAUGAAACUUCAUUAGCAAAAGCAGCUCUUGAACAUAUAUUGGGUAAAGAUUACAAUGAUUAUUCUAGCUUAACAAGUGAUUCGCAAUAUUGUCAAAAACAACUAGCCAAUAACUGUAAAAAAAUACCUCCUUCAGAUUUAUUUGGACUCUAUUAUUGUCUAAAACUUGAUUCUACAUGUGAUACUUUAGAAAGUGUUUCUGAAUCCCUAUAUCAAGAGUCGGAAGACUCGGAAAAUGGUCUCUUAGAAGAGGGUCCUUCAGAAAAUGAUGAGCCUUCAGAUGAUGAUAAACCUUCAGAUGAUGGAUCCUCAAAUGGAGAGCCACCGAAAAUUGAUUAA